GGGAGAAGAGCCCCUGGAUAUGGGUUGCAGCCCUUCCGCUCAGGGCGACCAAUGUAAACGUGUGGUUUGUUGCUGCCACUAACCUGGUCAGGACUAGAUCCCUCUCCCUCAUAUUCGUGCUGAAGGAGGUGUAUGCCGCGUUCAACCCAGACGCGGUUGUGCUGCAGCUGGGGGCAGACACCAUUGCCGGAGAUCCCAUGUGCUCUUUCAACAUGACGCCCGAGGGAGUCGGCAAGUGCCUGAAAUACGUCCUGCAGUGGCAGCUAGCAACUCUCAUCCUGGGAGGAGGAGGCUACAACCUUGCCAACACAGCUCGCUGCUGGACAUACUUGACUGGGGUCAUCCUUGGAAGAACGCUGUCCUCUGAGAUCCCUGAUCACGAGUUCUUCACAGAGUAUGGUCCUGAUUACGUGCUGGAGAUCACACCGAGCUGCAGACCAGACCGCAAUGAGCCACAGAGAAUUCAAGAAAUUCUUAACUCUAUCAAAGGGAAUCUGAAGCAUGUUGUUUAGCGGAGAAGGAAGACUCAGGUUUCUGCAAGAGCAUUUCCCGCGUGGAAGACGGUGUGUUUAUGUGAGCAGCCGUUGUUAAUGGGGCCAGCCGGUGAAAUUUGUGGCUGCGGGGAAAAUUUGGAAGAAAUUACUGUUGGUUGGUUGAUUUUUUUCUCUUUCAAAGAAGAAAAGCUGCUGCGCGCCAUGAGCACUGUGGCUCUUCUCAGGCAAGAGUGUGGGCCCUCCAGCCACAGCGUUCCAGUGCUGGCAGACCCUCCCUUUCUCCUUUCUCUUUCCUUUUUUAACACCACAGAGUUUAUUCUCACAACUGGUUUUGAACGUUUUUUAAGAGAGGUACCGCUCGGAGCUGUGAACUCUCCCCAGCUGGAGCCCAGUGCCGCAUCGCCUUCCUG
This is a messenger RNA of Balearica regulorum gibbericeps (East African grey crowned-crane), 904 nucleotides long. NCBI's taxonomy places the organism in Eukaryota, Metazoa, Chordata, Aves, Gruiformes, Gruidae. The record is from RefSeq and is a predicted model, not a curated record.